Molecule: messenger RNA, 1017 nt
Organism: Penicillium waksmanii
Lineage: Eukaryota; Fungi; Ascomycota; Eurotiomycetes; Eurotiales; Aspergillaceae
Product: hydroxyacyl-thioester dehydratase HTD2
Exons: 3
Coding region: 1-1017 (338 amino acids)
Cellular component (GO): mitochondrion
Molecular function (GO): (3R)-hydroxyacyl-[acyl-carrier-protein] dehydratase activity
Source: RefSeq, a predicted model, not a curated record
AUGUCCCUCCCCCCUAUCACCAAUUCUCCGCCCUCGACUGCCUCGGCUUCUUCCUCGCGCGGUCCGCUUCUCCUCCGCAUCUCCGCAUCUUCCAGCCUCAUUCUUGAUGCCAACCAGCUGAACCUUUUGACACUCACAUUGAAUCGUCCCUCGCUAUUCCCCGCCACCCCCGCGCUCGCUCCGUCACAUCAAACCCCCGUCCCACCGGGUUACCACCUUAUCUACUUCACCCCGGGUUUUUUGGAAACCGAGCUCGGCGCUGAUGGAACCGAUACUUCAUACAAUCCCGAAUCACCCUUCACCCGCCGCAUGUGGGCUGGGGGUGAAGUGAACUGGCCCCGCGAUGCCCAGGGUCGACCAAACCCACUACGCGUGGGGCAACAAGUGACCGAGACAACGCGCGUGUUGAGUGCCGAGGCCAAAGUCGUCAAGAAGACCGGCGAGGACAUGGUCGUAGUGGGUGUUGAGAAGGAGUUUUCCAACGAGAAUGGUGUCUCCAUCGUGGACCGCAGGAAUUGGGUCUUUCGCAAGGCUCUACCUACGCCAGCAACCUCUUCAGCGGCACAAUCGUCAUCUUUACCCCCGAGCACCUCCCAUCUGACCACUCCGAGUCAUACCUCAUCGGCCAUCGUCACCGAGGGCAACACACAUACACGCACUCUCCUCCAAACCCCCGUCACGCUCUUCCGUUUCUCCGCCCUCACAUUCAAUCCACACAAGAUUCACUACUCUCUACCCUGGGCACGAGAUGUUGAGGGUCACAAGGAUAUCGUCGUUCACGGACCCUUGAAUCUGAUCUCCAUUCUGGAUCUAUGGCGCGACAUCCGGGGGAAGACACAGGCAGCUGAAGAAGCACCUCUAUUACUCCCCCAGCGCAUCUCAUACCGGGCUACUAGCCCACUAUAUGCCGGUGAUGAGUAUCGCGUGGUGCUCGAAGAAGGCGAAAAGGGUGUGUCGCAUGUUCAGAUCGUGGGCCCCGGGGAUGCCGUGGCGAUGAAAGCGGUGAUUCAUGCUUGA